AUAAAUAAAAACACUGAGGAAUGCCCCUCCCCUUUCACAAGACGCUGUCAAACGCCAAUAACGCCAUGACGUCACACGGACGUUUACAACGCUGAAAAAAUGGCUGCCUAGUAGUCGACAAGAAAUUUACCAGAUUCUUUUUUUUAAUGUUAUGACUACAAAUUGAAAGAUGUCGUCCUCCAAAGAACAAGCUAAAGAAAGCAAGAAGUUGCCAGGUGUUCUGAACCUGAACAAUGAGGUGGUGAGGAUGAGGAAGGAGGUGAAGAGGCUCAGGGCGCUUGUCAUCAGGAAGAUGACCCGGCAGAUCGCAGCCUUGAAGAAGAAGAAGGGAACCGUGGAGGACCUGGAGAGGAACAGAAGAAGAGUCGAAAGGCUGCUGGAAGAAAUCCACCAGAUGAAAGACCUCAAACCAGACCAGGUCACCAAAGCUGCCCUGCAGAAGAACCUGAGCUUUGAAAAGGUUUGCAAAAACCCCACGUCCACGCUGUGUGAGCGAGCCACAGCACGCAUCGCAUCUCACCCGCAGUUCAGCAAGAAGAUAGACGCCAUCAAAGCUGCUGUUAAGGCCUUCAAAGAGGAGAGGGUGAAGGCAGCAGGAAAGCAGACAGGGAGGAAUGAAAAGCAGCCUGACAUGUCAAAAAGCCAGUCGAAGGACUGUGAUGCAGAAAAACUAAAAGGCGUGGAGAACCAGGUGGUGGAGGUGAAGGAGGUUGUGGUACAGGAGGAGGAGGAGAAACAUGACAAGGAGCAGGUAGAAUGCAAGGAGAAUAAGGAGGAGAUGGAGGAUGAGAAGGUGAUGGAGGUAGAGGAGGAGGAGGAUGAGAAGGUGGUGGAGGUAGAGGAGGAUGAGAAGGUGGUGGAGGGAGAGGAGGAGAAGGGGAAGCAUGCAGCUGGAGAAGAUGGAAUUAAAGAGAGUGAGAAUGCAGCUGGAGAAGAAGCUUCUGAAACAGCAGAGAAAACAAGCCCUGCUAAAACUGGCACUCAGGUCAAGGUGUUGACAGAGACUAUGGCUUGCAAACUCAUGACAGUGCAGAACCCAGACACACAUAGUCUCCCACAACAAAACAAGGUCAAACAGACAACCGGCUCACAGAAGAGACCCAGCCUCAAACCAGACAAGACCGAGACAGAGGCUCAGAACACGGGGGAGGAGGAGGACAACAGGAGCCAAGAGGAGAGUGACUUGGAGUUGUCUGCCGGUGAGGAGGAGAAAGAGUACUUUGACGACAGCACAGAGGAGCGUUUCCGUAAGCAGUCCUCCCAGUCAGAGGAAAGUGAAGACGACGACUUCUUCCUAGGAAAGGUCCAGAAGUUCAAGAAGAAGAGGAGCAGCUCUGCCCUCCAGGGAGUUAGUGUGAGCAAGACUGAGCCAGGAACACACUCCACCUGUCCCCCUCACGCCUCAGACCACAACCAGGCAGAGCUUGACGAACUUGAAUCCAGGCUUAACUCCAGAGCCACCAAGAUGAAGUCAGUCUUCUGUUCCUCCCUGUCCUCUGGGUCCAGAAGGGGAGGAGGGAGGGGAGGAUCAGGGGGGAGGGGAGGGAGUCGGGGAAGGGGCAGAGGAGUAGGCUUUCAGAAUCAAACCCAGGAAGGAGGAGCCUCAAGAUUUCAGAAGCAGGGUAGAGGAGCAGAGAGGACACCCGCCCUCCCCAAGUUCAGCCGUAACCACGGAGACACAGGUCAUCAGUCACACGACAGCAGCUCUGUCGGGAGGGGGAGGGGCCGGGGGCGAGGAGGUGUCUCUAGGCAACAGGGCGGCAGGGGUUCUUCCCAUCAUGUACCUGAGCAGGCACUGCAUCCGUCAUGGGAGGCGAGCAGGAAGAGGAAGUUGCAGGGCAGCCAGAUCCAGGUCUUCCAGGGGAAGAAAAUCACAUUUGAUGACUGAAGCUUUGUUCUCAUCAGCCCUGGUGCCGGGCGGCCCUGGUGCCUCUGGUGCCGGGCGGCCCUGGUGCCUCUGGUGCCGGGCGGCCCUGGUGCCUCUGGUGCCGGGCGGCCCUGGUGCCGGGCCGCCUUACAGAGCAUCAUGUUUAGUUUCAGACUCGUGCCCUCAGCUCAUUGUGUUCGAGAGGCUCGUCUGAUGAAGGGUUCUCGCUAGUGCUGCUUGUACUGUUGCCCUCUGUGUUCUUAUUUUGAAAGAUCUGAGCUUAACCUUAUUACAUUAAGCAGAAACUUGUUCUGUGUUUGUACAUCUAAAUGAUCAUGUUUACCAUUUAUAGAGACAUUGUUAAUAAUUUGUGGUUGAGUACCAUGGGGACAAUUAUUUAAAGCUUCAAAUGUUGAGUUUUAUAGAUUUAGUUCUGUUUAUCGUAACUAAGGAAACACAAUUGCCACAGUAUUGCUUAUGAAGUAUAAGAAGUAAGGUUUAAAAAAAUAAAACGUUUCACAUUUCGGAUUUUCUAAAAUAAUUCCUCUGUGUAAACUCACCAAACGGAACAGACUGGAAUAUGAUCAAUUGUUGUGUGUAAUAAACAGUUAAUAAAAUAUAAUUCCUUU
Messenger RNA from Osmerus eperlanus (European smelt), 2496 nucleotides. RefSeq names its product serum response factor binding protein 1 (gene srfbp1). Gene Ontology annotation, biological process: maturation of SSU-rRNA. Bases 170 to 1888 code for a protein of 572 amino acids. The record is from RefSeq and is a predicted model, not a curated record. Lineage: Eukaryota; Metazoa; Chordata; Actinopteri; Osmeriformes; Osmeridae. Gene Ontology annotation, cellular component: 90S preribosome; nucleus. The transcript is spliced from 4 exons.